Paramecium tetraurelia is the source of this 915-nucleotide messenger RNA. RefSeq lists its product as uncharacterized. Lineage: Eukaryota; Ciliophora; Oligohymenophorea; Peniculida; Parameciidae. The transcript has a single exon. The record is from RefSeq and is a predicted model, not a curated record.
AUGACUCAAGUAAGCAAAGGUAACAAUUCUCACUCCAAAACAUUAACCAAAUUGACAAGACGUACUUCAUCAUAUGUAAAUGAUAAAUAUUAACAACUAUGGGAAUCGCUUAAAUUUAAAACUAUUCACGAACCCUAUGAUGUGAACAUGCUACAAGAGUUUUUUUAUGAUUUAGUCAAAGAAGAAAACUUCAUCAACAUUGAUCGCUAUGAAUUCCCUGUACAUAAUAAAGCUGAUUUCACUCAUUUUAAAUCAUAUUUCAUUACGGUUUUAUUUCAUGAACGAGACUUGAAUAAAUACUUAUUUAAAUUAGAAUCAAUAAGAAUGUCUCAUUUGCGAUUGUUAUCCAUUAAUUAAGAAUUGAAAGGCUUUUUUGGGUUAAAUCAAAUCUUAAAAUCUCUAUUUGAGCAUUUAAGAAUGGACAUCACUUUAAAGAAUUAUGUCAGCGAUUAUGAGAGUGUUAAGGAUAUUUGGUUAGAGGUCUCAACUAAUAUAUUGUAACCGUAGGAUGACAAUUAGAAAUUACAUAAGUAGAUUCGAAAUUAUGCAGAAACAAAUAAACUUAAUCAUGUGCAUUUCUUCAAUUUUAAGUUUCUCCUGUAUAAGGUAUUGCUAAAGCAUAAGAUUUCAAUGAGAGGGAUCAAAAAGGUCUUGAAAUUAUUAGAUAAUUGGAAAAGCACUGUUAUGAGAUGCGAACGCAUUAUGGAAUUGAUUCUUUGCAAUUGUACUAAAAUUGCUAAAAGCUUAUAGAUUAGUAUCUAAUGUACUGUAUGGUAACUGACCAAAAGCAUGAAACUAUUCAAAGAAGAGCGAUAGAACUUAUACUAGAAUAUUUAUACGACAAUGAUCAUAGAUCAAUUAAGAAAUGUGAUUUGCAUUAAUACCAUUAUGUUCACCAAUCAAUGCAAAAAGUGA